AUCAUUUUAUCUGAAAAAUAGCAAAGCGAGUAGAUAGUGUUAUUGAGCACGGAAGAAUCCAUUGAUUGGAAGAAACUACAUAAAAUAUUUAAAGCAGAAGAUAGAAAAGCCUUUUUAGACAAGAAGAGAGCAUCAGGAAAAACAUUUAAACAGCUGUAUUUACAAGCAACAACAAAUAAGUUGAGUGCACGACGCUAGAGUAAAACAAAAUGGGCAAAGAUUUCUACAAAAUUUUGGGCAUCGACAAGAAGGCCACAGAUGAUGACAUCAAGAAAGCGUACCGCAAACUGGCCCUCAAAUACCAUCCGGACAAGAACAAGAGUCCACAGGCCGAGGAGCGGUUUAAGGAAAUAGCCGAAGCAUAUGAGGUGUUGUCCGAUAAGAAGAAGCGCGACAUUUUCGAUCAGUAUGGUGAAGACGGCUUGAAGGGCGGCCCAUCGGGACCAGAUGGCUGCCCCCAACCUCCCGGAGGCUACACUUACCAGUUCCACGGCGAUCCGCGCGCCACUUUUGCACAGUUCUUUGGCUCGCCGAACAUCUUUGGAGCUGCCGAUCCAUUUGGCGCCUUCUUCGGCGGAUCCGGAGACGGUACACAAGAGCAGGUCUUCUUCAACAUUGGCGGCGAUGAGAUGUUGGGUGGCGGCGGUGGCUUUGGCGGUAACCCCAUGGGCGGUGCCUUCCGCUCGCAGUCGUUCAAUGCCCAAGCGCCCCCCAGUCGAAAACGUCAACAGCAAGAUCCACCAAUCGAGCAUGAUUUGUAUGUAACGCUGGAGGAGAUCGAAAGAGGCUGCACCAAGAAAAUGAAAAUAUCGCGCAUGUCCAUGGCUACGGGCACGGCGCGCAAGGAGGAGAAGGUGCUCAGCAUUACAGUUAAGCCUGGCUGGAAGGCGGGCACUAAGAUUACAUUCCCCAAGGAGGGCGACCAAGCCCCACAGAAGGUGCCAGCCGAUAUAAUCUUCAUCAUACGCGACAAGCCACACCCGUACUUCAAACGCGAGGGCAGCGAUCUGCGCUACAUUGCAGAGAUUAGCCUGAAGCAGGCGCUAUGCGGAUUAUCAAUGACAGUGCCAACGCUGCAUGGCGAGCGCAUACCGAUAAACACAAAGGGCGAAGUCAUUAAACCCACCACAGUGAAGCGUAUUAGCGGACGAGGACUGCCCUUCCCCAAGGAACCAUCCCGCCGUGGCGAUCUGAUAGUCGCCUUCGAUAUCAUAUUCCCAGACACCGUGCCGCAAGGCGCGCGGAUGACUCUGGCGGAAAUACUACCCGACUAAGUGGGCGAGGACGAGUCACCUAGCCACACAAUUGUAUAGUAUGUUCUAAAUUUAUUUUAAGUUUAAUUAGUUAACCCUAUGAUUGCCUAAUGUCAAGCAAGCGACCCUUAAGUGUAAAGGUUAUGGCCAAAAUCGAGCUUGGUUUAUGGCACAACUAGAUACUCUGCCAAACAAACUGUAGAUAUAAAUGAAUGAUCGAUAGCAUAGCAAGGCAAGAAUUCUCGCAGAUAAGAUAAGUACACUAACAAACAAAAUACUGAUACACUUACACACAUAAAAACACAAAUGGUUAACACGCUAGUGUUUUGUGCUGGAGACUGAAGAGUUAAGAUCUUGUAAACCAUAGCAUAGCAAUAAAAGAUACCAAAAUAUGUAACUGCAAAUUGUUUUGUGCUCCACCCCCCCAAAGACAAAGCCACACAUAUCCAAUUAACACUGUACUCUCCCAUUCCAACUUGGCUCCCUCAAAGCACUGCGUUGUACCUUGAAAAAAAUAACAGUGUGUUCCAAUUAUUUAUUAACAUGCGAUUGGAGUAGUACGUUCUAGUACCAUAAACAAACACAUGUCAAGCUAAACAAAGCAAAACUAAA
Messenger RNA from Drosophila busckii, 1865 nucleotides. RefSeq names its product dnaJ protein homolog 1 (gene DnaJ-1). Gene Ontology annotation, molecular function: protein-folding chaperone binding. Bases 210 to 1274 code for a protein of 354 amino acids. Gene Ontology annotation, biological process: negative regulation of transcription by RNA polymerase II. The record is from RefSeq and is a predicted model, not a curated record. Lineage: Eukaryota; Metazoa; Arthropoda; Insecta; Diptera; Drosophilidae. Gene Ontology annotation, cellular component: cytosol. The transcript is spliced from 2 exons.